AAAUACCCCAUGAGGCAAUUUAUGAAGCGACUCGCCGCACGGCGAAAAUCGACCCGUGUAAAUACCCCAUUAUACGGUUUGCUCGCUCGUGAAUGGUGUAAUACUUUAUGGUUUACUUAUACUUUAUUUAUGGUUUACUCGCGAGCCAAACACGCCUGACGCCAUUUUGAUUUUAGUUUGCGUUUAGCCGUUGGACGAGAAGCACGUGACCCAUUGUUAAUACGAUUUAUAUUAACAUUUCGCAAUGUUUUCUAACCGUGACUUUGUUAUUAAAUUUAUUUAUAAGUUUAGAGACCUGACGUGUUUGUGGGAUGUGACAGACAUAAAUUACCGCAACAAACAAAAACGCGAUGAAGCAUUAGAGGUUUUGCUAAGUUUUUGUAAAACCAAAUUGCCUAACGCCACUAUUGACACAGUAAAAAAGAAACUUCAGGCACUAAGAGCCUCAUUCAGGAAAGAGUUUAAUAAAGUUAAAGCAUCAAUGCAAUCAGGAGCUGGUACAGAUGACAUCCAUGUUCCAAAAUUAUGGUACUAUGACCAAUUAAUAUUUCUCAAACACACGGAAACACCCCAAGCGGCUUCAUCUAAUCAUUCGAUAUUGGUCGACCCGUUUGAAGAUACAGAAGAGAUUCAUUUCGAGAGUGACCUGAAUGAAAAUUCAUUUGAUGCUAGUAUGAAUUUAGAUCCAUUGUCACCACGGCCGUGUUCUAGUCUGUCUUCAUCCAGUACAUCAGCAUCAUACAAGAGAAGAAAAAAUCAGGCUGAUGCUGUGCUAACUAAAAUAGCAAAAAAACUCUCCGAGCCGAGACAACCCUCAAUACAGCCACAAAAAUAUGAAAGCUUUGGACAACAUGUGGCUGAAAAAAUGAGAAGCUUGCCGCCAAAUGUCGCAAUACAUUGCGAAAAAAUUAUAAAUGAUGCUUUAUAUUAUGGCGCCCUUCGAAAUCUGAAUGUUACGUCCAGAAUUGUCACUGGAAUUGAACCUGGACCUCAGUUAAGUUCACAACAUGAUAGUUUAGCUGAUUUCACUGAAAAAUUGGAACUUGAUUUUUCUAAUAAAUAAUAUUCAUAAAUACA
Molecule: messenger RNA, 1077 nt
Organism: Pieris napi
Lineage: Eukaryota; Metazoa; Arthropoda; Insecta; Lepidoptera; Pieridae
Exons: 3
Coding region: 245-1063 (272 amino acids)
Source: RefSeq, a predicted model, not a curated record